Elgaria multicarinata webbii is the source of this 13157-nucleotide messenger RNA. It is a transcript of the gene HSPG2, whose product is annotated as heparan sulfate proteoglycan 2. The transcript is spliced from 100 exons. The coding region runs from base 162 to 13043 and encodes 4293 amino acids. The record is from RefSeq and is a predicted model, not a curated record. Lineage: Eukaryota; Metazoa; Chordata; Lepidosauria; Squamata; Anguidae. Gene Ontology annotation, biological process: cell-cell adhesion. Gene Ontology annotation, molecular function: calcium ion binding; protein binding.
CCUCCAAACAGCAGGAUGGAGACACAGAAGACACGGAAUCGGAGGCGGUGCGCCGGCGCUGGAGGAGCUACGUGGACCUUUCCGACGAUGAGGAUCUGCUAGCGGAUGAGGCGUCCGGAGACGGCUACGGCAGCGGGGAGAAUGGCAGCGGGACGACCUCUAUGGUCAAACCUCCGAUCGCUGGAACGCCCCUCCCUGCCACAGUCUAUUUCCGGGCCCUGGUGAAUUUCACAAAAUCCAUCGACUACAGCCCGCGCCUGGACGAUGUCAACUCCGAGGAGUUCCGGGACGUCUCCGAAGCGGUGGUGGACACGCUGGAGUCUGAAUACUACAAAAUCCCUGGCGACCAGGUGGUCAGUGUGGUCUUCAUCAAGGAGAUUGACGGCUACAUCUUUGUGGAGCUGGACGUGGGCUCCGAGGGGAACGUGGACGAAGGGCAGAUCCGCGAGGUGCUCUUCUCGGUCAUCGAGAGCGGCUCCAUCGCCUCCUACGUCACCUCCACGUGGGGCUUCCAGUUCCGGCGAUUGGGAGCAGUGCCCCCAGAGAUACGCGCUUGCACGGCUGACGAGUUCUCUUGCACGAGCGGGGAGUGUGUGCCCAGGGAGUUUGUCUGCGACCGCCGGCCAGACUGCAGGGAUAUGUCGGAUGAGCUGGAGUGCGAUCCGACCCCCCACCCUCACGAGUGUGCCGACAAAGAGUUUUCCUGCGACAGCGGGCAGUGCGUGCACCUGGUCUACCGCUGCGAUGGGCACCCCGACUGCGAGGACGCCUCCGACGAGGACGGCUGCGAACCCACCGUGAUCCCUCCGAGGGUGCCCGGCGCCCCCCACCGGCCCGUCACCACCCGGAUCCCUGCCACCACGUCCCUGCUGACCACCCGCCGGACACCGGUCACUUCGGCUUCUCGGCUCGUCACCCCGAAGCCCUCGCUGUCGCCGGAGCUGCGCCCCUGCCGGAAGGACGAGGCCGUCUGCUCCAACAAGCAAUGCAUCCCCCGGGACUACCUGUGCGAUGGCGAGAGGGACUGCCGGGACGGCAGCGACGAGCUGAAUUGCGGCACCCCUUUCCCCUGCGAACCCAACGAGUUCAAGUGCCGGAACGGGCACUGCGCCCUCAAGCUCUGGCGAUGCGACGGGGACAACGAUUGUACGGACGGCUCCGACGAGUUCAAUUGCCCCACGAAAGGCCCCGGGGACACCUGUGGCCCGGACCAGUUCGUCUGCCUCUCCACCCGCACCUGCAUCCCGGCCAGCUACCAGUGCGAUGAGGAGACCGACUGCGCGGAUCGCUCGGACGAGAUCGGAUGCCUCCCCCCCCAGGUGAUCACCCCUCCGGAGGAGUCCAUCCACGUCGCCCCCGGAACCACCGUGCGUUUCACCUGCGUGGCCGUCGGCGUUCCCACACCCAUGAUCACCUGGAGGCUCAAUUGGGGGCACAUACCCAGCAGCCCCAGGGUGUCCAUCACCAGCGAGAAGGGCCGGGGGACGCUGAUCAUCAAGGACGUGAAGGAGGCUGACCAGGGGGCCUACACCUGCGAGGCCAUCAAUGCCCGGGGGAUGGUUUUCGGCAUCCCCGACGGUGUCUUGAGCCUCACACCUGGCCGAGGGCCCUGCUCCGAAGGACAGUUCCACCUGGAGGCCACCGCCCGGUGCCUGCCCUGCUUCUGCUUCGGCAUCACCAAAACCUGCCGCGAAACCAGCCGCCACCGGCACCAGAUCCGCCUGCGUUUCAACGCGCCCGACGACUUCAAAGGUGUCAACGUGACGGCGCCCUCCCAGCCCGGGACGCCCCCGCUCUCCUCCACGCAGCUCCAGAUCGAGCCCGGCCUGCAGGAGUUCCAGCUGGUGGACCUCUCCCGCCGCUUCCUGGCCCACGACUCGUUCUGGACGCUCCCUGCGCAGUUCCUGGGGAACAAGGUGGAUUCCUACGGCGGCUACCUCCGCUUCAAGGUGCGCUACGGCCUGGGCCGGGGCCAGUCAGAGCCCGUGCAGAAGCCCAACGUCGUCCUUGUGGGCAACGGGCAGAAACUCCUCUACCGGGCCCAGGUGCCCACACAGCCGUCGGUGGUGAACCAGCGCCAGGUCCAUUUCAGCGAGGAGAACUGGGAGAAGGAGUCCGGGGCUCCCGUGAGCCGCGAGGAGUUGCUGUUUGCCCUGCAGAACCUGGAAGCUGUCAUGAUCCAGACGGUCUACGACAACCGGAUGGCCAGCGUGGGGCUGAGCGACGUGGUCAUGGACACCACCACCACGGAGGUCACCGAGCUGGGUCCGGCACGUGGCGUGGAAGAAUGCAGGUGCCCCGUCGGUUACUCCGGCCUGUCGUGCGAACGGUGCGACGCUCAUUUCAAGCGCCUGCCCGGCGGCCCCUACCUGGGCUCGUGCUCCGGCUGCAACUGCAACGGACACUCCAGCUCCUGUGACCCGUUCUCCGGCCACUGCCUGAACUGCCAGCACGACACGGAAGGGCCGCAGUGCGACAAAUGCAAACCCGGGUUCUUCGGGGACGCCACCAAGGGCACCCCCACCGCCUGCCGCCCCUGCCCCUGCCCGUACACGGAAGCCCCCCGGAGGUUCUCCUUUUCCUGCUUCCUGGACACGGACGGACACGCCACAUGCGACGCCUGCGAACCGGGCUAUACAGGACGCCGCUGCGAAAGAUGUGCGGCAGGCUACGAAGGCAACCCCAUCCAACCAGGCGGGAAGUGUGUAAAACUUACGGACGAAAAGCCUUCCGCGCAAGGGAUCGACUCCUGUGACCUUCGAGGGAGCCGCAGGGCCUCAGACGGCGCUUGCCAGUGCAAGCCGAACGUCGACGGACGGCUCUGCAACGAAUGCGCCACGGGCUCCUUCCACCUGAGCCACCGGAACCCGGACGGCUGCCUCCGCUGCUUCUGCAUGGGGGUCUCCCGCCAGUGCACCAGCUCCUCCUGGAGCCGGGACCAGGUGCGGCUGGACGCCGAGAGGGAGCAAUUCAGCCUCUCCAACGCCGCCAGCAGCCGGACCGUCGCCGAGGGGAUCCGCCUCACGGAGGGCUCCGAGCUGACCUUCUCCUCCUUCCACACACUGCCCCGCGACGUCUACUAUUGGGUGCUGCCGGAGCGCUUCAAAGGAGACAAGGUGACCUCGUACGGCGGAGACCUGCGCUACACCGUCACCCACCACACUUACCCUGGCUUCCCACUGCUGCGAGGCCAGCCCGACGUCCUGCUCCAGGGGAACGGCAUUUUCUUGGAGCACGUGGCCGAAACGAGCCCCGCGCCCGGGGUGCCCACGACCUUCACGGUGCCCUUCCGGGAGCAAGCGUGGCGUCGUGCCGACGGACAGAACGCCACCCGCGAGCACCUCUUGAUGGCGCUGGCUGACAUCGACGUUUUCAUGAUUCGGGCCUCCUACUCUGAGCAGCCGUCAGAGAGCAGGAUCUCUGGCAUCCACAUGGACGUGGCCGUGCCACAUCCCACCGGCCUGGACCCAGCCUUGGAGGUUGAGGACUGCACCUGCCCGCAAGGAUACCGCGGCCCUUCCUGCCAGGACUGUGACGUCGGCUACACGCGCACCACCAGCGGCCUCUACCUGGGCACCUGCGAGCCCUGUGACUGCAGCGGGCACGCGGCCGAGUGCGACGCCGAGACGGGAGACUGCCAGGACUGCCGGGACAACACGGAAGGCCCCCGGUGCGAGCGCUGCCAGCCGGGCUUCUUCGGCGAUGCCAGGCACGGAGUCUGCCGCCCGUGCCCCUGCCGCGGACCGCCCUCGGCCAGCCAGGCCGCCCAGACCUGCUUCGUGGACGCGGACGGGCAGCCCACCUGCGACUCCUGCGCCCCGGGCUACAUCGGGCGCCAGUGCGAAAGGUGCGCUCCAGGCUACGUGGGCGAUCCCAGCCGGGGACAACCCUGCACAGAUUCAGGCAUCGGGUGCCACUGUGACCCCCACGGCAGCAUCAGCAACCGGUGUGACAACGGUGGCCAGUGCCGGUGUAAGGCCAACGCGGAGGGCCGGGCCUGCAGCGCCUGCCGCCCGCAUCACUUCCACCUGAGCGCGGAGAACGCGGAAGGCUGCCUGGCCUGCUUCUGCAUGGGCGUCACGCAGCAGUGCACCAGUUCCAGCUAUCAUCGGGACGUGGUCACCAGCGCCUUCCUCCCCGGGAACUUCCAGGGCUUUGCUCUGGUCAACCGCCAGCGCAGCACUCGGAUCCAGACCGGCUUCACGGUGGAGAUGUCCCCCGAGGGGCCUCAGCUCUCCUACGGCCGUUUCGGCGAACUGGGGCAGCAAACCUACUACUGGCAGCUGCCGGAGACCUACCUGGGCGACAAGGAAGAGACCUACUUUGCUCGGAUGCGUCGCGCCCACAAGCUGAACUCCACGUCCCUGACGGAGGAGCAGUUUCGGAAGGAUGUGGCUGCGGGCUGGAUCCCCAGCUCCGUGGCCGCCGGUAGCAGGGCCAGGAGAUCCGCCCAGGGAGAAGGAAUCCCCCAAAGACCACCCCAGGACCCCUCCAGCAACCUGCUCUCCACUUCUCAACAUCGCCUCAGGGUGUCUGAGGCCCAAAAGCACUGGCUUCACUUCAAGGGUUUCUCUCUGCUUCCUGAGGUCACUUACUACUGGUUGCUGCCAAAACCCUUCCUGGGAGACAAGGUGGGCUCAUACGGGGGGCGACUCCGCUACACCCUGUCGUACAACGCCGGAGCGAGAGGCACCCCGCUGCCCGACGCAGACGUGCAGCUCACCGGUAACGACAUCACCCUGGUGGCCUACCUGCCGGAGCUUCGGCCCCGUGAACGCAAAAGCUUCGAGGUUCUCUUCCGGGAGCAAUUCUGGAAGCGGCCGGACGGGCAGCCCGCCACCCGGGAGCACUUGAUGAUGGCGCUGGCGGACCUGGACGAGAUCCUCAUCCGGGCCACUUUCUCCACGGACAUGCUGUCGGCCAGCAUCACCGGCGUCAGCAUGGAGACCGCCGUGCCCACCUACACCAGCCUGGCGCGGGCCCUGGAGGUGGAGGAGUGCCGCUGCCCGCCAGGAUACCAGGGUCUCUCCUGCCAGGACUGUGCAGCCGGCUACACCCGCACAGGGGGCGGCCUCUACCUGGGCCACUGCACGCUCUGCGAGUGCAACGGGCACUCGGACGCCUGCCACCCGGAGACCGGGGCCUGCUCGAACUGCCUGCACCAGGCGGCCGGGGAGUUCUGUGAGCAGUGCAGCCCCGGGUUCUACGGAGACGCCACCGCCGGCACCCCCGAGGAUUGCCAGCCGUGCGCCUGCCCACUGCCGGAGCCUGAGAACCAGUUCUCGCGGACGUGUGAGAGCCUGGGCGGCGGAGGCUACCGCUGCACGGCCUGCGAGCCGGGCUACACCGGGCAGUACUGUGAACAGUGUGCUGCAGGUUACACUGGGAACCCCAACAUCCGUGGACAGAAGUGUGUACCCCUGGGCCUCCCAGAGCCACCACCCUUCAUCGUGCAAGUCCACCCGCCACGGUCCGCCGUGUCGCAAGGCAGCGAGGUGACCCUGCGCUGCCACGUCAGCGGGGCACCGCCCCAUUAUUUCUACUGGUCCCGGGAAGACGGGCGCCCCGUGCCCGGCACCGCUCAGCGCAGGCGGCAAGGAGAGGAGCUCUUCUUCGCCAGCAUCCAGCCCUCCGAAGCCGGGGUCUACGUUUGCACCUGCCGCAACGCCCAGCACAGCAACGCCGGCCGCGCGGAAGUCAUCGUCACAGAAGCCCCCAGCAAACCCAUCACAGUGACCGUGGAGGAGCAGAAGGUGCAGAACGUGAAGCCAGGGGUGGACGUGACCUUCGUGUGCACCGCCAAGAGCAAGUCUCCCGCUUACACGCUGGUGUGGACGCGGCAGAACAACGGCAAGCUGUCCAGCCGGGCCAUGGACUUCAACGGCAUCUUGACCAUCCGUAACGUCCAGCCGGAGGACGCCGGCGUCUACAUCUGUACCGGCUCCAACAUGUUCGACAUGGACGAGGGCGUGGCCACCCUCUACGUGCAAGCGCCGUCUAAGACCCAGAUGUUCUAUGGACCCGUAGAAGUGGUGGAAGGCCACAGGCCCUCUACGCCCUCUGUCCAUCCCAUGGCCACCGUCGAGCCUUCGCAGCUGAGUGUCCAGCCAGGCCAGCCGGCCGAGUUCCGUUGCAUUGCUACAGGAAGCCCUGAGCCCACAGUGGAGUGGAUAGGUGGACCAGGGGGCGUGAUCUCCCCGCAGGCCAUCAUCCAGGGCGGAAUCCUGCGCUUCCCAUCCGUUAAGCCCUCCGACGAGUCCCAGUACCUGUGCCGUGUGCGGAGCAGCGCCGGCCAGCAUAUGGCCCGGGCCUUCUUGCAAGUACACAGUGCCAGCGUCCCGCAAGUCCAGGUGAGCCCGGAGCGGACGGAAGUGCACGAAGGCAGCACCGUCAGGCUGUAUUGCCGGGCUGCCGGCUCCCCUGCCGCCACCAUCACCUGGGAGAAGCAGGGGGGGAGCCUCCCCCCACAGUCCCACGCGGAGCGGACGGACAUCGCCACCUUGGUGAUCCCUUCGAUCAAGGCUGCCGACGGAGGGGUGUACCUGUGCGUGGGGCGCAGCGCUGCUGGCGUGGGCCAGGCCCAGAUCGAGGUGGUCGUCGUGCGAGCUUCAGGGGUUUCGCCGACAGUCAAGAUCGAAUCGUCAUCCUCUUUGGUCACAGAAGGGCAGACCUUGGAUCUGAACUGCGUUGUGGCCGGCCACUCAACGGCUUCAGUCAAAUGGUACCGACGAGGAGGCGCCCUGCCAGCCAAUCACAAGGUCUACGGGCCGCUGCUGCGCAUCCUGCAAGUUUCUGCCGCCGACUCGGGUGAAUAUGUCUGCCGGGUCAGCAACGGAGGCGGCCCCAGAGAAGCGUCCAUCGUCGUGACCGUCCAGAAGGGCCACGCUCCGUCACCCGAGACCCCUCCAGUCACGAUCGAAUCUCCGUCGCCUUCCAUCACUGAGGGGCAGGCUUUGGACCUGAACUGCCGCAUCGCCGGCCAGGCGCGGCCCAGGGUCACGUGGUACAAGCGAGGGGGCCCGCUCCCUGCUAAUCACAAGAUUUCUGGCUUCCACCUGAGGAUUCUUGAGGCCACGGUGGCGGACUCUGGUGAAUACGUGUGCCGCGUGGCCGAGGGCGACAGCGGAGUGGUCCAAGAGGCCUCCAUCGUGGUCACCGUUUACAGCACCUCCCAAACCUCAGGGAUCACACCUCCGCUGAGAAUCGAGUCUUCCUCGCCCAACGUUGUUCAAGGACAGACCCUGGACCUGAAUUGUGUCACGGCGGGCCAGACCAGGGCCACGGUCACGUGGUACAAGCGAGGCGGCUCCCUGCCGGCCAGUCACCAGGUGUCCGGCUCCCACCUCCGCAUCCCGCAGGCCUCCACCGCAGACUCGGGCGAAUACGUCUGCCACCUCAGCCUGGACUCCGUCAUCCGAGAAGCCUCCGUCAUCGUCUCCAGCGCCGGCUCCUCUUCCCCCUUACGCAUCACUCCCUCCAUGAGGAUCGAGGCCUCCUCUCCUCACGUGGCCGAAGGGCAGACCCUGGAGCUGGACUGCGUCUUGGCCCGCCAGGACCAGGCCACGGUCACGUGGUACAAGCGUGGAGGCGCCCUGCCGGCCAGCCACCAGGUCUUCGGGUCCCGCUUGCGGCUGGUGAAAGUCUCCCCGGCGGAUUCCGGCGAGUACGUUUGCCGCGUCAGCUACUACGCCGCAGCCGCCCAAGAGUCGUCCGUCUUCAUCACAGUCCAGCAGGGCGGCAUCAACUCCUUCCCCGCCGGCGUGACUCCUCCGGUGCGCAUUGAGUCUUCGUCCCCCUCCCCCUCCGAGGGCCACACGCUGGACUUGACGUGCAUCAUGGCGGGUCCCACUUCGCAGGCCAGGGUCACGUGGUACAAGCAAGGCGGCGCGCUCCCCGCCGGUCACCAGGUCUCCGGCUUCCUCUUGCGCAUCCCUCAGGCCUCGGCGGCAGACUCCGGGGAGUACGUCUGCCGCGUCACCAACGGCACGGCCGUCCACGAGGCCUCCCUCAUCGUCACCAUCCAGGGCGGCACGGGCUCCUCCUACUCCGUGGGCGUCACCCCCCCAAUACGGAUCGAGACCGCGUCGGCGUCCGUCGUGGAGGGACAGACCGUGGACCUGAACUGCUUGGUGGCGGGUCAGUCCCAGCCCAGGGUCAAGUGGUACAAGCGAGGAGGCGCCCUGCCCGUCAAUGCCCAGAUCUUCGGUUCCCACCUCCGGAUCCUGCAGGCCUCGGCGUCUGACUCAGGACAGUACGUCUGCUACGUGAACGGCGGAGACAGGCCCUUGGAGGCCUCCGUGAUUGUCUCCAUCCCCAGUGGCUCGGGUUCCACUCACCACUCCGGCGUGGUCCCGCCGGUGAGGAUCGAGUCUUCGUCCACCUCCCUCGCAGAGGGACAAACCUUGCAGCUCAACUGCCUGGUCGCCGGCCAGUCGCAGCCCGAAGUCACGUGGUUCAAGCGAGGGGGACCCCUCCCCGCCAACCACCAGGUCUCCGGCACUCAGCUGCGCGUCCCACAGGUCUCCUCAGCCCAUUCCGGAGAGUACGUCUGCCGCGUUAGCGGCACGGCGGUCACCCAGGAGGCCGCGUUGGUGGUCACCAUCCAAGACGGCGAGAGCCCCACCCAUCCUCCCCCUCUGCGGAUCGAGUCUUCCUCCCCCUCCGUCGUGGAAGGACACAACCUGGAUCUGACUUGCGUUGCCCCGGGACAGCCACGCGCUACGUUCACGUGGUACCGCCGGGAGGGGCCCCUGCCUGCCGGCCACCGGGUCUCCAAUGGCCACCUGCGGCUGGUGCAGCUCACCCCCGCCGACUCCGGGGAGUACGUGUGCCGCACGACCGGUGGAGCCGCCCCGCAAGAAGCCUCCUUGGUGGUCUCCGUCCUGGCCAGCGCCACCACCAACCCCAGUGCCGCUUCCCGUCUACAGAGUCCCAUCAUCUCCAUCGACCCGCACAGCACCGCGGUGCGCAGGGGGGCAGACGUGGCCUUCAGGUGCCGGAUCCACGAUGGCGCUCAGCCCAUCGAGGUCUCCUGGAAGCUGCCCAACAACCAGCUGCAAGAUAACGUGAGGAUCAGCCCCAACGGGUCCGUGGUCACCAUCUCCAACGCGCGGCCCCAGAACCAGGGGGCCUACCGGUGCGUGGCCUCCAACCGCUUUGGGAUCGCCAACAGCCUGGUCAACCUGAUGGUGCAAGGGCCUCCCACAGUCUCGGUGGUGCCCCAGGGCCCCGUGCGAGUGAAGGUGGGCAAAUCCAUCAGCCUGGACUGCCUGGGGGCAGGCGAGCCCCGGGCGCUGGUGCGCUGGAGCAAGCUGGGCGCCCGUCAGAAGGUGGAGCACCAGACGCUGAUGCCGCUGGACAGCCGCGCCGUGCUGCAGAUCUCAUCCGCGAAACUCGAAGACGCCGGCAGCUACGUGUGCAUGGCCCAGAACACCCUUGGCACGGCGGAGGCCCAGGUGGACGUGAGCGUGGAGUCCGUGCACGGGAAACUCGGGGCGCCGGAAAUCCGCGUGAACCCGACGCAGACGGUGGUAGCAGGACAGACCGCCCAGCUGCGUUGCUCUGCCACAGGCGACCCCACGCCGACCAUCCACUGGUCCAAGCUGAGGGCUCCCUUGCCCUGGCAACACCGCCUCGACAACGACACCCUGGUCAUUCCCCGAGCGGCCCAGCAAGACUCCGGCCAGUACAUCUGCAACGCCACCAACUCUGCCGGCUUCACAGAGGCCUUCAUCAUGCUGGACGUGGAGACGCCUCCCUACGCCACCGUCCUCCCGGACGCAGCCUCGCUACGGGCCGGCGAGGUGGUGCAGCUGCAGUGCCUGGCCCACGGCACGCCGCCCCUGCGCUACGAGUGGACCAAGGUCAACGGCAGCCUCCCCGUGCACACCACGGUGCGCGACGGCGUCCUCCACAUCAGCCCCACCACGGCCCACGACUCAGGGACGUACCGCUGCCACGUCAGCAACAGGGUGGGCUCCGCCGAGGCCCUGGCCAGGGUCCGGGUGCAAGGCCCCGUUGGAGGACCACCGUCUGUCCGGGUCAUCCCGCAGAGCGACACGAAAGCGGUGGGCGGCACAGCGGAAUUCGUGUGCUCCGUUGCCGGAGACCCCCAGGCACGGAUCGAGUGGGUCAAAGAGGGAGGGGAGCUGCCCCCCAGCCACACCAUUGAAAACGGAGUGCUCCGGAUUGAGAAAUUGGACCGUGAGUGCCAGGGGGUGUACGUCUGCCGCGUCAGCAGCCCCUCCGGCCAGGCCCAGGAGAGGGUCAGUCUGACCAUCCAGGCGCUGCCCAAAGUGAUGAUCAACAUCCGGACGUCGGUGCAGACGGUGCUGGUGGGCAGCGCCGUGGAGUUCGAAUGCCUGGCCUUUGGGGACCCCAAGCCCCGCGUCACCUGGAGCAAAGUGGGCGGGCAGCUGCGCCCGGGGGUGCUGGCCAGCGGCGGCAUGGUGAAGAUCGAGCGGGUGGAGCAGGCGGACGCUGGGCAGUACCGCUGCACGGCCACCAACAACGUGGGCGCCGUCCAGUCCCACGUCAUCCUGCACGUCCAAUCCGUCCCCCAGAUAACGGCCCAGCCGGAAGUGAAAGAGGUCUCCGCGGGGUCCAUGGUGGUCUUCCCAUGCUUGGCUUCCGGGUUCCCCGUGCCAGACAUCACCUGGACCAAGUUGGAAGGGGACCUCCCCCAGAGCGUCCGCUUGGAGGGCAACGUCCUGACCAUCCCGGCCGCCCGGCCGGAGGACACCGGCAUCUACGUCUGCACGGCGUCCAACCGGCAAGGGAAGGUGACGGCUUUCUCCAUGCUCAAAGUGCGAGAGCGAGUGGUGCCCUAUUUUACCCAGAAUCCUCAGUCCUACCUGGCGCUGCCGACCAUGAAAGACGCCUACAAGACGUUCGCGAUUGAGAUCACCUUCCGGCCCGACACGCCCGACGCUCUCAUGCUUUACUCAGGGAUGCUGGUGUACAACGGGCAGAAGAAGAACACAGGCACCGAUUUCGUGUCCUUUGGGCUGGUGGGAGGCCGCCCGGAGCUCAGGUUCGACGCUGGGUCCGGCAUGGCCACCAUCCGCCACCCUUCGAUCAUCAAGCUGGGAGAGUUCCACACCAUCCGGCUCUACCGCAACCUCACCCAGGGCUCCCUCGUGUUAGACAACCACCCCCCUGUGAACGGGACGUCCCAGGGCAAAUUCCAGGGUCUGGACCUCAACGAGGGGCUUUACCUGGGCGGAUACCCGAACUACGCCGCCGUCACAAAGACAGGCCUCAGCAGCGGCUUCAUCGGAUGUGUGCGGCAGCUGAUCAUCCAAGGCAAAGAGGUGAUCUUCAAGGAUUUUGACCUGCAUGCCCACGGCGUCUCGAAUUGCCCCACGUGCCAGGACCGGCCAUGCCAGAACGGAGGUGUCUGCAGGGACUCGGAGAGCAGCAGCUACGUGUGCGAGUGCCGGCAGGGCUUCGCCGGCAGCAACUGCGAACACCCCCAGGCCCUGCGCUGCCACCCAGAGGCCUGCGGUCCGGACGCCACGUGCAUUAACGACGCCACCGGGCAAGGCUACUCCUGCCGCUGCCUCCUAGGCAAAUACGGGGAGAAGUGCAUGGCGGGGGCCACGGUGACCACGCCUCACUUCCACGGGGGCGACGCCUUCGUCUCCUACCCGCCCCUCACCAACAUCCACUACGAGCUGCGCGUGGACAUUGAGAUCAAGCCGCUGUCCCCCAACGGCCUGGUGCUCUUCAGCGGCGGGGACGGAGCCCCGGUGGCCGACUUCGUCUCGCUCAACAUGGUCAACGGGCACUUGGAGUUCCGCUACGAGCUGGGAGCAGGCAUGGCCAUCCUCCGGAGCGCACAGCCCCUGGAGCUGGGGCAGUGGCACAGGAUCACGGCGGAACGCCUCAACAAGGAUGGCACCCUGCAAGUGGACGAUGAGCGGCCCGUCAAGAGGUCCUCGCCAGGGAAGAGCCAGGGCCUCAACCUCCGCACGGCCAUGUACCUGGGAGGCGUGGACGACACCGUCACGCUGCCGCCGCCGGCCAACAUCUCCAGCCACUUUGACGGCUGCGUUGGGGAGGUCUCCAUCAACGGGAAGAAGCUGGACAUCUCUUACAGCUUCCUGGAGAGCCGCGGCAUCUCGCAGUGCGUCGACAGCUCUCCGUGUGACCGCCGGCCCUGCCAGCACGGCGGCAAGUGCCUGCUCACCGGCGAGUACGAAUUCCAGUGCCUGUGCCUGGACGGCUACAAGGGGGAGCGCUGCGAGGCGCGUGAAGCUCAGUGCCGGCUCCAACAUCCCUGCCUCAACGGCGGCACCUGUACAGACGUGAGCUGCAUCUGCCCCCCGGGCUUCUUGGGUUCGUACUGUGAACACGAAGAAUCGUCGCACCGAUUGAAUGGCGAGUGGACUCCUGAGGGCAGCGGGGGGAACGAUGCUCCAGGGCAAUACGGCGCCUAUUUCCACGACGGCGGCUACGUGGCCCUCCCACGGCAUGCUUUCCCCAGGAGCCUCCCUGACGCACCGGAGACGAUUGAGCUGGAAGUGCGCACCAACUCUCCCAGCGGGCUCCUCCUCUGGCAAGGCGUGGCAACCAGGGAGGCGGGUGUUGAGCAGUAUGUUGCUAACAAGGAGGAAGGGCAAAGCGGCAAAGCAAAGGAUUUCAUCAGCCUUGGACUGAAGGACGGGCACCUGGUGUUCAGUUACCAACUAGGGAGCGGGGAAGCGAACAUCCUCUCUGAAGACCCUGUGGAUGACGGCGAGUGGCACAGAGUGACGGCUAUCCGGGAAGGAAGAAAAGGCUUCCUUCAGGUAGACGGUGAAGAGAUGAUAACCGGGGAAUCUUCCGGCAAGAAUGUCAUGGUGAACACCAAAGGUCGAGUGUAUCUAGGGGGAGCCCCCGACAUCCAGACUCUGACGGCAGGAAAGUACGUCUCAGGAAUCACGGGGUGCAUUAAGAACGUGGUGCUGGUCAACGACAGGCCGGGCCAGCAGCCUCAGCAGCCGGUGGACCUGCAGCAUCACUCGGAGGCCGCCCUGAACAUCCAGGAGUGCCCUUCAUAGGCCAGGCUCGCCUCGCCCACGCUCCUCGCUGUCGUUUGUCGUCAUCAGGCCAAUUGAGAGACAUCUGUUAUUAUUAUUAUUUUAUUAUUAUUAUAAUUAUUAUUAUGAAUUUUU